Monopterus albus (swamp eel) is the source of this 4940-nucleotide messenger RNA. Its product is annotated as solute carrier organic anion transporter family member 3A1-like. The record is from RefSeq and is a predicted model, not a curated record. NCBI's taxonomy places the organism in Eukaryota, Metazoa, Chordata, Actinopteri, Synbranchiformes, Synbranchidae. Gene Ontology annotation, molecular function: protein binding. Gene Ontology annotation, biological process: prostaglandin transport; sodium-independent organic anion transport; transmembrane transport. The transcript has 10 exons. Gene Ontology annotation, cellular component: basolateral plasma membrane. Bases 383 to 2476 code for a protein of 697 amino acids.
ACUGCGGAUUGGCACUGAGCCGAGGUUGGCACUGGUCCUAGCUGGAGAUACAAUAGCCAAACAUCACGGAUGUGGGGAGACAGCGUCUACGUAGACUAUUAGAUCCCGUCGCACAUACACUUACGUGGUCUACGCAUUCAAAUAUGAUGUAGCUGAUACGCGCUGACCGACUGGCUGUGAAGAGAGGUCGCUGACAGACUGUGCGUAACGCUGAGUGAACAGCAGUAUUCCUCGCUGUAUAUCCCAACCUAGACGAGCUGUUGACUCGCAGAGAGUCGCAUUUUUCUGCAGUGCAGCUCACCACCCAUAACCAGAUGCUCUCAAUCGAAGAGGACCGGUUCAGUUUCAUGCCGUCUAACCCGACCGGAGCCUGAGCCGAAGGAUGCAGGUUAAAAGCCAGGUCUGCACGGAGCAGAGCAGCACCGACGACCCGGAGCAGGAUGACAACCAGAAGAAGACCUCGUGUUUUUCCAACAUUAAAAUUUUCCUAGUGUCGGAAUGUGCGCUCAUGCUGGCACAGGGCACCGUGGGCGCUUAUCUGGUAAGUGUUCUGACCACUUUGGAAAGACGCUUCAACCUCCAGAGUGCCGAUGUAGGCGUCAUUGCCAGCAGCUUUGAAAUUGGCAACCUGGCCCUCAUCCUAUUUGUCAGCUACUUUGGCGCCAAGGCCCACAGACCCCGACUUAUUGGCUGUGGGGGGAUUGUCAUGGCAUUGGGGGCAUUGCUGUCAGCCUUGCCAGAGUUCCUAACUCAUCAGUAUGAGUAUGAGGCCAGGGACUCGUGGCACGCUGAGGAUGGCAGGGAUGUCUGCUCCAACAACUCCAGGUCAGAAAACCAAGACCCUGCUUUUAAAUGUGGCAACCGAGCAAACACCAACAUGAUGUACCUUCUGCUGAUCGGAGCCCAGGUUCUGCUGGGCACACCUGUCCAGCCUCUUGGAGUGUCCUACAUCGAUGACCAUGUCCAUAGGAAGGAUUCCUCACUUUAUAUAGGUAUUUUAUUUUCAACAUUAGUGUUUGGCCCAGCUUGUGGCUUCAUCUUAGGCUCUAUCUGUACCAAAGUCUACGUUGAUGCUGUCUUCAUCGACACCAGUAAGUUAGACAUCACUCCAGAUGACCCUCGCUGGAUCGGGGCGUGGUGGGCCGGCUUCCUCCUCUGCAGUGCCUUACUCUUCCUGUCGGCUCUCUUUAUGUUCGGAUUCCCCCAAGCGCUAGGCGAGCAGGACAUAGAUGUUGGAGGGGAGAGUGAGCAGGCCAUGCUGCCUUCUUCCCUAACUCUGGAGUACCAGGACAAUAAACUCAACAGGGCCAUUCAUGGUUUUGAUAUGAACAGUGGACUCUCAGUUUGUGAGCAUCUGAGAGUAAUCCCUCGCGUAACCAGGCAUCUACUCUCCAAUCCGGUAUUCAGCUGCAUCACGCUGGCAGCCUGCAUGGAGAUUGCUGUAGUUGCUGGCUUUGCAGCCUUCCUAGGCAAAUACCUGGAGCAGCAGUUCAACCUUACCACCUCCUCAGCCAAUCAGCUGCUAGGUAUGACAGCUAUACCCUGUGCCUGUCUGGGUAUCUUCCUUGGGGGACUGCUGGUUAAGAAGCUGAACCUGUCUGCUCUGGGUGCUGUCCGUAUGGCCAUGCUGGUCAACCUGGUGUCCACUGCCUGCUAUGUCUCUUUUCUCUUCUUGGGCUGUGACACCGGACCUGUUGCUGGGGUUUCAGUGACCUAUGGCAACGAGACACUGCAGUCCUGGCAGCGACCUGAGUCAGCAUGCAUCAGUAACUGUAACUGCUAUACAGCAUCAGUGAGCCCUGUGUGUGGUUCCAACGGUGUCACCUACCUCUCAGCCUGCUUUGCUGGCUGCACCAAACCAAACCUGACCAGCUGCACAUGCAUAUCCAGCACCAGUGAAAAGGCGGUGGCUUUACCAGGGAAGUGUCCCAGUCCCGGCUGUCAGCAGGCCUUCCUCACCUUUCUGUGUGUUAUCUGUGUGUGCAGCAUGAUUGGAGCUAUGGCCCAGACACCCUCUGUUAUCAUCCUCAUCAGAACUGUAAGUCCAGAGCUGAAAUCAUACGCCCUUGGAGUUCUGUUCCUGCUCCUGAGGCUGAUAGGCUUUAUUCCUCCCCCUCUGAUCUUUGGCAUGGGCAUUGAUUCCACCUGUCUGUUCUGGAGCUCACUCUGCGGAGAAAAGGGGGCCUGCAUGCUUUACGACAAUGUGACCUACAGACAUCUUUACGUCAGCAUUGCCAUCGUCCUCAAGUCAUCAGCCUUCCUCCUGUACACUACCACAUGGCAGUGUUUGAGAAAGAACUACAGGAAAUACAUCAAGAACAGUGAGGGAUACCUCACACCCACUGAACUCUUUAGCUCCAAUGUGACUCUGGACAAUUUGGGCAAGGAGAUCACGCAGUGCCCAGCCAACAGGACAAAGUUCAUAUACAACCUAGAGGACCGAGAGAUGAGUGACAACAUGGAGUCAGUUUUCUAGACGUGGUCUGCACAGGGAUUGCAGACUGGGGCCAUAAACGUGCAACUGAGCUGAUGUUUCUUUGGCGCUGUGUCAGUUAGAAGAAUGUCCUCAGUAAGGAUCUCACCUUCUUCUUACCUAAACAUCAGACUUAAUGAAAAAUUGAAGAAAUAUUUCCCCAAAUACUCUAUGAAUACUCACACUGCACUCAAAUUUAUUGUCUAUUUUUUUAGUCCAUUUUAUCAGAUAAAAUCACACACUGAUUUAAAAACCAAUCAUACUGUCCAACACAAUAACAUAAAAUAUUCCACAAAUUUUUAAAGGAGGAUGGAACAGUUAUGUGUUAUGUAUGCAUCGUGGAAUGCCUCUGGAAUGUUUUUUUUUACCAUGAGAUCAUUAUGUUUAGUUGAAAUUGUCAUAUUAGGAUUAAAUAUACUUCAGAAUCAAAGCAUUGUGAGAAUCAGAAAUGAGCUUUAUCAGACAGUUGAUUUUCAGUUAUAAGGAAGUAUUUCUCAGGUCCAGAUGUAAAGAUAGUUUAUAAAGAUAGUUAAUAUGGUUGUUUAUUGUUAGAUGAUGCAUUUGCUUACUUCAUGGUUGGAGCAUUUCUCUAGAUAUAAACAAUAUACAGUUGUAAUUCAAGUGGGACCCUUCCAUUUGGAGAGUGCUCCUCUUGAAACUGCUAGGUGCCCUUACUGAAGACUUAACAACACAGUAAUGUGUUAAUAGCCCCCUAACUCUCGCUCCUAGUUUUUUUGUUUGUUUUGUUUUGUUUUGCUUUUUUAAGUUACCGAGAGGUCAUAACUCCAGGUGGCCCUUUUUCCUGCAGAGCUAGGAUAAAAAGAAAAGUAUAGACAAAAUAUCUACACUAAUUUCUAUCCCAGCAGAGUAACUACACUUUCUUUAGCCUUAACCCCAGUGGCCUGGACCCAAAUACUGUAAGUAGUGGAAAACAAAUGAGAAAUACAGUAGUAACAGAAGGUAAGCUUACAAAAAUGUUUACCAAUAUAAUAAUUUUAUUUAUGUAUUGAUUGAUUGAUUGAUUGAUUGAUUGAUUGAUUGACUGACUGAUUUGCUAAAGGAGGACUUGACAUUUUCUCAAAAGGUUGAUAUCCCAUUAUGGAAGUAAACUCUUCAGUCUGAGCUGAUGUUGCACCCCUUGUUCCUUAUAGUUUUAAACUCUGAAGAUGAUAUUUGUUGAAGCUAGAGCAGUGUUAUACCAGACUGUAAUUUCUUUCUUCUUCUUCUCCUUUUUUUUUUUUUUUACUUUUCACAAUUACCCUUGGACAUUUGGUGCAACUUCCAAAAUGUUAAUUAUUAAGAAAAAAAAUGGAGGGGGGAGGGAAGAUAUAGGAGUUGGGUGGCAUUUGAGCUGAUUCAGUAACUGAACCUGUUACAUUUCAGUUACAUGACCAUUUCUUUAACUACUGAUUUGACUGUGCCUCCACUAUUCUUCUUCCAGGAACAGUGGCGUUAUUUAUUACUGGGAAUGGAAACAAAUACAAGACAAGUACAGUCUGACUUGGUGGUAUAAUCUACACCUAGGGUGGCCAUCUGCAGCAGUAAAGCACGGAAUACAUAGCAACAUGAUAAAUAACAAACAGGGCGCAUAACAAAUAAGACUAUCCAAGAUGUAGGCACUGGGGCAGGAGGCCUUUGCCAUCAGCAUCAGUGUCAGCAGCAAAGUUCACAAGGCCACAGACCACAGCAUGAAGGCAUUUAAGAAGAGCGCCAAGACAGCACAGUGAGACAUGAUGAUUGUGGUGGGUUUGCUGUGAGAAGUCACAGCACAGCAUGAUGGACAGUGUCCAGGCAAAAGUAGUUAAUUGACCAGCAUGCAGGUAAUGCAUGCUAUAAUAAAAGGAUUUUUUUUUACCAAGAAAUUCUGUUGGAUUGGAAUUUCUGACAUAUUCACUUCAAAUGAAGUGUAAUGUUUUUCCUGGAUUACUUUGAUAUCUAAAUCAUAGUCAUUGUACCCAGCCUAGAAAUAGAGACAAUAUGUUAAUAGCUUUACAGGUGCUCACAGGUACUGUAGGUUUUGCUACUGGAGCCAGGCUAACUUUCCCCCUGGUUUCCUUUGUGCCAAAUUAAGCCAACCAGCUGAUGGCUGUAGCUUCACAUUCCCUGUACAACAUGAGAGAGGUACCAGUCUUCUCAUCUCUUGGCAAGAAAUCAAACCUUUCUUGUAAAAUGUUGAACUUUUCCUUAAAGUUAGUUAAUGCCAUCUGCUGUUCCUUAUAAAGUUCCACAGUUUGGUUCUUUAUGGCACCACUUAUGUUUUUGAGUGAUUUGUGUGCGUGGGUGUGUCAUAGUGGUGAUUAUGUUAGAACCAUACAACUUGUUUUAGCAAUUCACUGAACAAACAGUGUAAGAUUUAAACCAUAUAUUGAUGCUGCUAAAGCAUAACAAAUAAUACUUGUUAAUACUGCUUAUUAUGUUACUACUACUAGCCUUAUGUUGGUUUACUGUUUACUUGCCCCUUGCAUGG